CGUCAAUGACAAAACGGUAUAGUUUCCAUUAUCCGAUUUCAGCACCCAUUUUGAUCAACAAAUCUGAUCACAUCAAAAUGGGAUUUAUCCUAAAAAGCCGAUUUUUUUUAAUCGUCAACCCGAAUUUUCCAAAUCAAAUCUCAAAUUUCCGCACUGUGAAUUGAUAUUAGUGAUGAAAAUAUGGAUAAAAUUCAAACUAAAAAAAUGCAAAUAUCUAUGUUCGGUAAUGGAUUAAUUUUCAAAAUGCUAUCAAAUUGCAAACAGAGCAAAGAAAUGAAUGGAUGUCAAUUAUUUUUUUCAAACGGAACCGAAUCAUGUUUCCAAAUUCAGUGGCAACUUAUCGUUUACUUGACGUGAACAAAAGAUUGUCAUUUUGUAAUGUUUAUCAUCUUUGAUCAUUACGAUUCAGUGUUGAUCGGUUGAUAUUUUCUACCGGCACCAGAAAAGAUUACAGAAAAAAUUAAUCGUUGGAAUCUAAAAGAAAAUCCACAAUGUCGAAACGUGUUGAACGUGAGUUAAAAUCGAUCGAUUCCAGAAUGUUAUAUCAACCUAAACGAAACAUCACUACAGAGCCAGUUUUGUUGAACGCUGUACGGACCACGGAAUUGAUCGAGCAACCACCCUCAAAUGAUCAACCGCAAGCUUCGACUAAUGCCCCACCACCAGGCGAUUCUGAGUCUCCAGAUUCAUCAAAUUCAAACAUAGAAAUCAGCACAGAAGAUUCAUCAAACAAACCGAAUACAAAAAACACUGCCCAAAAACUUAAUACAUCACCAAAUUGUGUCGAUGGAGAGGAAACCUUUCCGCGUACAGCUCCAAUAUCGAUACCACCUUCAUUGCUUUCGAAUCAACAACAAUCAGGCUCCACAGAAGAUAAUGGUCAAUCGGUGGUCGUAAAUAUCAGUCCACGAGGGAGCACCGUACAGGAAAAGAAACGUUUAUCUCAGAUUUUACAUGAAGUACAAAUGAUGCGUAAAUUACGCCGUCGUAAUGAUUCUUUCACCACAGAAGGUUCGUUUAAUGCUCGAAUGGAACGAACAAAAGAAAAUAUAUCCAGGCGAUUAGACAAGAUGAAACAAUCAAAACGACUUUUGUUCAAGUAUAAAGUGUAUGAAUUCUUUAAACGGCCUUCAACAUUCUGGGCCACCGUCUACCAUGUACUUGCAUUCAUAUUGGUCAUGGCAUGUUUGAUCGUUUCGAUAUUUCCACAAGUCGAUUCACCAUAUCUUGAUGAAAUGGGAGGCAAAUGGAAAGUAUUGGAUUUUCUUGAAAAAAUUGUGGUCAUUUGGUUUUCCAUGGAAUAUUUGUUAAGACUUUGGGCUUGUAAUUGUAGACCUAAAUAUUGCGGCUUGCGUGGAAAAUGGAAUUUUAUCAAGGCACCCGCACAUCUUAUUGAUUUGAUUGUAAUCAUUUUGUCUGUAUGGGUUAUGGUUUGGCCGCAUGAAGGUCACGAAGUAUUUGCAUUCCGUGCUUUUAGAGGAUUUCAUCGUUUCUUUCAGGUUGCACAAAUUAUGAUAACUGAACGUCAAUUGCGGCCAUGGAGAAUAUUUUUGUCGGUUCUUUACGAUCAACGUGAACAAUUGAUGAUCAUUUUCUAUAUGGAAAUCAUCAUUUUUUCCUUGUUAGCCUAUUUAGGCUUUUUAGUUGAACAUCAAAGUAACGAUAUGUUAGAUUCAAUGGCUGAAGCUGUCUGGUGGAGUAUUGUAACAUUGACUACUGUCGGAUAUGGUGACAAAGUUCCAAUAUCAUGGCGUGGCAAGACCAUCUCUGCUCUAUUUAUUCUGUUUGGAUUUUGUAUGUUUGCUUUGCCGGCUGGUAUUAUUGGUGCCGGUUUGGCAUUGAAAUUGGAACAAGUUGAACAGAGCCGACAACGACGACGAAAAGUAGAAGCUGCUGCUUGUGUCAUACAACGUGCAUGGCAUUGCCAUCAUGAUAUUAAUUCGUAUCAGCAAUUGACUUCGUUCUUCACAGACCAAACGGGUGAUCUUUAUAAAUCUCGUAUUUUGGAAAACAUAAGUCAUGCAUUCAUUUCGUUGGUACGAUUUCAGGUUGCAAAAAAUCAUUUCAAACAGCUGGCACGUACGGUUAAUCUACGUAAUGUGAUCGAAUCUUAUAAAUAUGGUCAGAUGGAUAUUUUUGCUCGAAUUAAAAAUUUGAAUAAUAAUUUGGACAAAAUAAUGACCCGAAUGGCGAAAGCAGAAAUGGAACGAAUCGAAGCGAUCAAUCGUUUGACCAAUCAUUUACAACAGCUGCCUGAGGGAUCAACACAAUCGGCACCGGGUGAUACAUUCAUACAAACUAAUGAUGGAUCAUAUUUGAUUAAUACGGUUAGCGGAAGUUUCAAUCAAAAUUUACCAUUCGAUUCGACAAAGUCACAAUACACGGAUUUGAUUUUCUUGCCCAGAAAGAAUCUACAACAACAUCAGGGAUUGGCGGUGGACAGCGGAUCGAUGCAAACCCGAUCAUUGGUUAAUCCUGUUUCAUCAACAGAUCGUGAUUCGACCAUACCAUUUAUUGAUGGGUGGACCGAAUCGGCAACACCAACAUCAAAAACAACUAUGAACGAUGAUGGUCAACAAAAAUCCGAACUUCGACGGCGUCGAUUAUCAUCAUCAUCAUCAUCUACAUCAUCCAAACAAGACAAUCGAAGACAUUCAAAAUAAUCAGAACAAUGACUUCAAUAGAAAAAUAAUCAAUCAAUUUAUAUCAAAAUAAAAUUCGUUGUUUA
Dermatophagoides farinae (American house dust mite) is the source of this 2728-nucleotide messenger RNA. Its product is annotated as potassium voltage-gated channel subfamily KQT member 1. Gene Ontology annotation, cellular component: voltage-gated potassium channel complex; membrane. Gene Ontology annotation, biological process: potassium ion transmembrane transport. The record is from RefSeq and is a predicted model, not a curated record. NCBI's taxonomy places the organism in Eukaryota, Metazoa, Arthropoda, Arachnida, Sarcoptiformes, Pyroglyphidae. Gene Ontology annotation, molecular function: voltage-gated potassium channel activity.